AGUACAAAAGAUAGAAUGACGCAUUUAGUCUUUUCUCCGAAUACUCAAAUUGUCGUUUCUCUCUCCUCUGCAAUCACCCUUCCAAUGGCGGCGAAACUGAAGAUAGCAGGGACAUGGUCAGGUGUUUUAGAGGUAGAAUUAGAGAAAUUGACAGUACCCAUGUUGCGUCAAGAGGUUGCUAAUCGAUCAAAUUGCAACCCAUCAUCGAUCAAUUUGAUUUUUGGAGGUCGUUUACUCAAAGACACUGAUGAUCAAAACAACACCAACAACCUUAAAUUGAGUGAAUUGGGUCUUAAAAAUAAUUCCAAGGUUUUGUCCACUCAAGUCAAUGUUGACGCCGGCAAGUCUUUUCAGAAAGAAUUGACUGAUGUAGAAGAACGCCGUGCUAAGCUCAGUCGCCUUGAGUUAGCUGCAGGUAUGCUCGUGAAGAGACAUGCUGAAGGAUUACUACCGAUUGAGGACUUCAACAUAGAGAUGGAAGAUCAAAGAGGGCAGAAGGUUAAAUUGGAGUCUGAGUCUGAGCAAAGAGCAAUAAUGAUGGGUCUUAUGUUGCAUACAAAGGGAAAACAGCUAAUGAGAAAACAACAAUAUAAAGAUGCAUUGCAUGUGCUUAAACUGGGAGAGGAGGCCUUUACUCUCAUUGAUACGAAAUUCGUAGAGAGGAUUGACAAUGUUCCGAUCCUUCAAAUUGAUAUGGUGUGGUGCUGUUUUAUGCUCCGUGACAUCAACUUGCUUGCAUUGGCUGGUGAGCGUCUUGAAGUAGCUAGAAUAGGAAUUGAACAUUCCCAUGGAAAGAAUGCCUCUCGUGCAAGAAAGCUUAACAGAAGUCGUAGCCCAGAGAUGGCAUUAUAUUUGAGGUUGGAGCUCUUGGAAGGUGUUGCAGCAUUUCACUGUGGAAAAUUGGACAAAUGCAGAGAAUCUUUGACAUCUGCCAAAGCAAGAUUCGACAAGCUUCAAGUAUCAGACGAAGCCUUAUCACUGUUAAUGAGCAUGGGAUACCAUGAAUAUGAAGCUAAGAGAGGUCUGAAAAUGAAUGAGCAGGAUGUUGAAAGCGCUAUCAAUUUUCUCGAAGAAGAGAAAGAAAAGAAAGCAAAGAAGCAGGAAGACAAUAUCAAGCGUCAGCAGGAAAUUAGGGAGCAGAAGAAAUUUGGAAAGACUCCACUUGGUAAAGCUGUUGAUCUUCAAAUAGUGCACUAUAUGGAGAGCAUUGGAUUUGAGAGGGAGCUUGCUGCAGAAGCCCUGCGAAGACAUGAAAAUGACACUCAAAAGGCUUUGGAUGCUCUUACUAACCCUGAGCUUAAUUCUAAGAUACAGCUUGAUAUUGACUCUAAGAAGAGGAAAAGACAACAAAACCAUUUAAAUUCAAGAAUCGAGGAACUUGUAUCCAUGGGUUUUCCAAGAUUAGAAGUGAUUUCUGCUGUUAAUUCCCACGGAACAAGAACUGAGGCAUUAAACGCGCUGCUUGCACAAGGGCAGACCCCUGGAGCUGCUGUUGAUGGAUCCAUACCCAGUUCUGAUCCUGCUCCCCGUUCAAAUGCUGAAACAACAGAAAAUCAGACGAGUUCUAGUUCUAGUUCUAGUUCUGGUGAGAGAGAGAGUCCAUCAAGUUCUCAACAAGGGAUAGAACGAGAUGUUGAGAUGGAAAAUGAACUGUUAGAGGGACUCCAAGGAGAAGACACGUUUGAAGAUUAUGACAUUGACGUGACAAUAGAAGCGGAUGCUAUUAAUGAAUAUCUGGCCUUGCUUGAUUCUACCGCGGAUGGUGGUGGUGGUGGUGGUGGUAAUUGAGUGGAGAGAUUCUGGCCUGUUGAUGCUGUAAAUAAAGUGAUUUCUUAUCAUGGUAAUGCAUCUAAUAAAAACCGAUAGUUCAAUUUGUUUGUUGGCUUCUCGAUAGUAUUAGUUAUAUCCAACUAGUUGUUUCAUAAACGGGAAGAAAGUCGCGAGGAGUUUAGUUUGUCGAUUGAUUUUGUACAGAAAUGAUGCUAAGUGGUAAUUGGUUCGUGCUUUUGCUUAGAUUUAGGUUGUGUAAUGUAUUUUCACUCUUAAUAACCAUUCUUUUUUUCUUUUUUUUUU
Spinacia oleracea (spinach) is the source of this 2073-nucleotide messenger RNA. RefSeq lists its product as uncharacterized. Gene Ontology annotation, biological process: regulation of ubiquitin-dependent protein catabolic process. Lineage: Eukaryota; Viridiplantae; Streptophyta; Magnoliopsida; Caryophyllales; Amaranthaceae. The transcript has 11 exons. The record is from RefSeq and is a predicted model, not a curated record. Gene Ontology annotation, molecular function: protein binding. Bases 16 to 1788 code for a protein of 590 amino acids.